Cinclus cinclus is the source of this 2168-nucleotide messenger RNA. RefSeq names its product nuclear factor, erythroid 2 (gene NFE2). Gene Ontology annotation, cellular component: nucleus. Gene Ontology annotation, biological process: regulation of transcription by RNA polymerase II. The transcript is spliced from 3 exons. Gene Ontology annotation, molecular function: DNA-binding transcription factor activity, RNA polymerase II-specific; RNA polymerase II cis-regulatory region sequence-specific DNA binding. Bases 7 to 1389 code for a protein of 460 amino acids. The record is from RefSeq and is a predicted model, not a curated record. Lineage: Eukaryota; Metazoa; Chordata; Aves; Passeriformes; Cinclidae.
GCGGCCAUGGGGGACCCCCAGCCAAUCAGCGGGUUCGGUUGGGGGCGUGGUCCGGCUCAAGCCCCGCCCCCUGGCGGUGCGGGCGAGGCGGAAGUCACGUGGCAGGACCUGCUGUCACUCAAGGAGCUGCAGGGCCUGGAGCUGCGGCCGGACCCCUCUGCUGCCCCCUCCUCAUUUUACCCUCCCCCUUGUCCCUUUUCCCAUUUUCCUACUUUUCCCCCUCCUUUUCCGCCUCCCUUCCCGCCAGCCGCGCACGGUGGUGACAGCAACAGCGACAACGCGGGUGAUAACUCGGGUGACACCGCGGGUGACACCGCGGGUGACAACGCGGGUGACAACGCGGGUGACAACGCGGGUGACAACGCGGGUGACCGCAGUGGCCGCGAGCGGUGGCGGGCGCUGCCCUUGGCACCCGAGGCCAUCGUCACCCUGCCCGUGGAGGACCUCAAGGCCAUCCUGGGCCGCGCGGGGACAUCGGGGGCGCAGCUGGCGCUGGCCAGGGACAUCCGGCGGCGCGGUCGGAACAAGGUGGCGGCUCAGAGGUGUCGCCGCCGCCGCCUCGAGGCCAUGGCGGGGCUCAGGGCUGAGCUCGCCCGCCUGGGCCGGGAGCGGGAGCGGCUGCUGCGGGCGCGGGGACACGCGGAGAGAGCGCUGGGGACACUGAGAAGGGACCUGGAGCGCGUCACGCGGCAGCUGCUGGGGGGACUCGGGGACGGGGACCUCGGUGCUGUCACAUCCCAGGUGCUGGGGGCUCUUGGGGACAGGGACACGUGUGAGGACCCGGCCCAGGUCACACAUCAGGUCCCGGGUGCGCUUGGGGACAUGGUCGGCGUCACCUCCCAGGGCCUGGGGACACUGGGGGAUGGGACCCCACUUGUCACCUCCCAGCUGCUGGGGGCUCUCAGGGGUGAGGAUGGGACCCCACGUGUCACCCAGCAGGUGUUGGGGACACUCAUGGACAGGGAUGGGACCCCACGUGUCACCCAGGAGGUGUUGGGGACACUCAUGGACAGGGAUGGGACCCCAGGUGUCACCCAGGAGGUGUUGGGGACACUCAUGGACAGGGAUGGGACCCCAGGUGUCACCCAGCAGGUGUUGGGGACACUCAUGGACAGGGAUGGGACCCCACGUGUCACCCAGGAGGUGUUGGGGACACUCAUGGACAGGGAUGGGACCCCAGGUGUCACCCAGGAGGUGUUGGGGACACUCAUGGACAGGGAUGGGACCCCAGGUGUCACCCAGGAGGUGUUGGGGACACUCAUGGACAGGGAUGGGACCCCAGGUGUCACCCAGCAGGUGUUGGGGACACUCAUGGACAGGGAUGGGACCCCUGUGUCCCCUGAGAGCUUUGGGGGCUGGGGUGGCCCCUGUGCCCAUGGCCCCCUGUGACACUGGGGACAGCCCUGUCACUGCCACCCCUGUCACUGCACAAUAAACCUGCUCCAAGGCACCUCUGUGUCUCCGUCACCCUGGGGUGACACAUUCCUGCCACCUCCUCCUGCUGCUGUGUCCCCAGGGUGAGGAGGUGCCACCUCCCUGAGCCCCAGUGGUGACACCUCCCUGUUUGGUGUCACAUUCCUGCUGGCCUUGUCCCUUCCAGGUCACAGAUGACCUUUGCUGCUUCUGGGGUCCCCAAAUCCGUGUCCCCCACCCUCCUGUCCCCGUCCCCUCCAUGGCAGCUCCAUCCCUGUCCCUGUCCCCUCCAUCCACCCUCAUCCUGUCCCCGCUGUGGCCCUGUCCCCUCCAUGGUUUUGUCCCCAUCCCUGUCCUUGUCCUCUCCAUCCCUGUCCCCUCUGUGGCAUUCUGUCCCUGUCCCCUCACUGUCCCUGUCCCCACGGUGUCCCCAUCUACAUCCCUGUCCCUUCCAUGGCCAUUCUGUCCUCGGUGUCCCUGUCCCCUCUCUGGCCAUUCUGUCCCUGUCCCCACAGUGUCCCCUCGGUGUCCCUGUCCCCUCUCUGGCCAUUCUGUCCCUGUCCCCACAGUGUCCCCUCGGUGUCCCUGUCCCCUCUCUGGCCAUUCUGUCCCUGUCCCCACAGUGUCCCCUCGGUGUCCCUGUCCCCUCUCUGGCCAUUCUGUCCCUGUCCCCACAGUGUCCCCUCGGUUGUCCCUGUCCCCUCCCUCCCUCCCGCGCUGUCCCCACACACGGCAGGGACACAGGUACAAAAAUA